Phanerochaete carnosa HHB-10118-sp is the source of this 396-nucleotide messenger RNA. RefSeq lists its product as uncharacterized. The coding region runs from base 1 to 396 and encodes 131 amino acids. The transcript is spliced from 2 exons. Lineage: Eukaryota; Fungi; Basidiomycota; Agaricomycetes; Polyporales; Phanerochaetaceae. The record is from RefSeq and is a predicted model, not a curated record.
AUGGGCCCAACGACGCUUCCGGAAGACCUCGGGCUGGGGGUCGACCGUGAAGCGUCCAGCCACAGCGUCGAGUCACCCCCAUCGCCAACACAUCACCAACAGCUAGACCCAUGCAAGAGGUCUAUGCUGUCGUCUCUGCCCAGCGGAACGUGGCCGCAGAGUCAUUUGGCGGAACCUGGACCCUUCGGAGGAAAGGGGACACAGGGAGAAAUCCCACAGGCAGCCUGGCUGCUUGAGACCCCCAACAAGUUAACGCUCAGGAAGGCGUCUCACUUUAUCCUGGGAAACCAGAUACACAAACGCCGCCUCACACGCGGCAUGCUUGAGACGUGGUCACCACCUGACUUGUCAGGGCUCGGUCCAGGCUCUCAUCACGUGAUCACAGCCGUAGGCUAA